CUACAACAACAUCAUCCGAAACCAAAUCCAGCCUUCCGACAAACCACCACCGAAACACCACCAUGCCUUGUUCAUCAACCGCCCCAGCCGGAAGCAACGCCACCGCCAUGCUGACCUCCGUCCACCCGGACAUAAUCUGGACCCACAUCCUCACCCGCCUCGACAGCCCAUCCCUUGUCUCUGCCACCUCUGCCUCCUCUCAGCUCCACCCCCUCUCCUCUGACGACUGCCUUUGGCAAGACAUCUGCCUCGCCGUGUGGCCCUCAGUCGGUGAUCCCCGCGUCGCCGAGGCCAUCACUGCCUUCCCCUCUGGCCACCGCUCCUUCUUUUCCGACUCCUACCCGAUCCUUCACCACCAUAAGCUGCGGUACCGUCGCUCGCCACCACCUCCGCUCCUGGCCAAGUAUUUGAUCUCCGCCGUCGACGUCCACUUCGAGGGUGAGCUGAUAUUCUCCAAGGUCCACGAGACAGAGACCGCGUCCGGGUGGUUCGAGUGCUGUCCCUUCCAAGUCGACCUGCUCGACCUCAAAGAGUCCGUCCUGACCCGGAUCCAGAAACCCGGUGGGAUGCACGAUGAGGUCUGGCUGAGGCACCUGGAGGACAACUUGUCUCUGAGCUGGAUCCUUGUCGACCCAGCCAGGAGGCACGCGGCAAACCUCUCAACCCGGAGGCCAGUCUCAGUGCAGCGGCACUGGCUGACCGGGGACGUGCAGGCGCGGUACGUGACGGUGUUGGCCGGAGGGCACCGGGGGUCGGCGGCGGAGCACGUGCAGUGCACGGCGACGGUCACGUGCGGGGGGGAGGAGGGCGGGAAGCUGCAGGUGAGGGAGGUGAGCUUUCAGGUGGAGGACAUGGAAGGGAAGAUCUUGAACGGGAGGGACAGUGUGGCGAUCCUGGGGGACGCCAUGGAGAACGGAGAGAGGAAGAAGGCGAAGAGAGAGAGCGAAGGGAAAGAAAGGUUCGAGGAGUACGAGGAGAGAAAGAGAGAAAGAAGGGAGAGGAAGCAGAGGAAGGAGAGGGCCCGGGACUUGGUGUGCAUCGGGGCGGGGGUCGCCGUGUUCGUGGGCUUCUGGUCGUUCAUCCUCAGAUGAAAAAAACCGAAGCAGUCCCGGAAUGUUCAGCCAUUAAAGUUCAGCCACUAAAGUACAGCGUGUUCAAACAGUAAACCCAAGGUUUAUAACUACACAACACCAUUACAGACAGAGAGAAUGAAAGGAGAUAUUAGCUAGGGUUACAGAA
Messenger RNA from Rhodamnia argentea, 1239 nucleotides. RefSeq names its product F-box protein At2g27310-like. The transcript has 2 exons. Lineage: Eukaryota; Viridiplantae; Streptophyta; Magnoliopsida; Myrtales; Myrtaceae. Gene Ontology annotation, molecular function: protein binding. Bases 63 to 1091 code for a protein of 342 amino acids. The record is from RefSeq and is a predicted model, not a curated record.